AUGCCCCAAUCGUUUACCUCCAUCGUUAAGAUUGGUGAUUACAUUUUGAACUCACCAUCUCUUUCCAAGUUUUUGGUCCCAGUUGCACGUCAAUACAUCAAUCUAUCUGGUUACAGAAAAUUGGGUUUGAGAUUUGAUGAUUUAAUCGCUGAAGAAAAUCCAAUUGUCCAAACUGCAUUGAGAAGAUUACCUGAAGAUGAAUCCUACGCAAGAGUCUACAGAAUUAUUAGAGCUCACCAAACUGAAUUAACUCACCAUCUUUUGCCUAAGAACGAAUGGAUUCAACCAAAGGAGGAUAUCCCAUUCUUGUUGCCUCACAUCUUAGAAGCUGAAGCUGCUGCUAGGGAAAAGGAAGAGUUGGACAACUUGGAAGUUACCAAAUAA
This is a messenger RNA of Zygosaccharomyces rouxii, 384 nucleotides long. RefSeq names its product ubiquinol--cytochrome-c reductase subunit 7 (gene QCR7). Bases 1 to 384 code for a protein of 127 amino acids. Lineage: Eukaryota; Fungi; Ascomycota; Saccharomycetes; Saccharomycetales; Saccharomycetaceae. Gene Ontology annotation, biological process: mitochondrial electron transport, ubiquinol to cytochrome c. The transcript has a single exon. The record is from RefSeq and is a predicted model, not a curated record.